Cucurbita moschata (crookneck pumpkin) is the source of this 925-nucleotide messenger RNA. RefSeq names its product AT-hook motif nuclear-localized protein 16-like. The transcript is spliced from 2 exons. Gene Ontology annotation, cellular component: nucleus. Gene Ontology annotation, biological process: vegetative to reproductive phase transition of meristem. NCBI's taxonomy places the organism in Eukaryota, Viridiplantae, Streptophyta, Magnoliopsida, Cucurbitales, Cucurbitaceae. Gene Ontology annotation, molecular function: minor groove of adenine-thymine-rich DNA binding; DNA-binding transcription factor activity. The record is from RefSeq and is a predicted model, not a curated record. The coding region runs from base 34 to 786 and encodes 250 amino acids.
AAAAGAUUGCGUUUUUCCUUAAAGGUUCAUGCAAUGGCUGGAAGUGAUCAAGAUAUGGCUGUUCACGAACCUCAAAAAUGUGCCAAUAAUGCCGAUCACCAACAAAGACCUUGCUUUGAUCCUUCUUCUCUUCUUUCUCCCAAGGCUGUGCCGCCCAUCUCGGUGGCCGCGGAGAGCGAUCAUGCUCUCCGUCGACCUCGCGGGCGGCCAGCUGGCUCCAAGAACAAGCCCAAACCCCCCAUUAUUGUUACCCGAGAUAGCGCUAAUGCUCUCCGGGCUCAUGCCAUUGAGGUUAGCUCUGGUUGUGAUGUCAAUGAGAGUCUCUCUAGCUUCGCUCGGAGGAAGCAGCGUGGCGUUUGUAUUCUUAGUGGAAGUGGUUGUGUCGUUAAUGUCACACUUCGUCAAGCUGCUUCCUCGGGUGCCAUUGUCACUCUCCAUGGCCGCUUCGAGAUCGUUUCAUUAUUGGGAUCGAUCUUGCCACCGCCAGCACCGCUGGGGAUCACCGGUCUGACAAUUUACUUGGCCGGCGCACAAGGGCAGGUGGUCGGUGGAGUCGUGGUGGGCGCGCUCAUUGCCUCCGGCCCCGUUGUGAUCAUGGCAGCGACGUUCAUGAACGCGACAUUUGACCGUCUGCCAUCUGACGACGACGAAGUGACAGCCGCCAUGCAUAGUCAACACUACGGCCAAAAUGGGCGGAGCCACCACCACCUUGAUGUUUCUGAUCUGUAUGGAACGCCACAGAACUUGAUCACCAACAGCACUCUUCCGCCCGAAUUAUACUCUUGAGCGGCGGCCGGAAGAGCCAUGUCAAAGACUUAAAACUACGUCGUUCCAAGUUAUUACAUAUGUAAUUUCACAAGAACUUUUACGUUUUGGCUCGAAUUUGAUCCAACAAAACAAAAACAAAUUAUCUUUCAACUUCUAA